UGCGUACGCAUGUCAUAAACGUUGAUAAAAGCGCGGUUGGUAACUUCGCUGUCCAUUCGACCUGCCAUUUCCCCCCAUGCGCUGGCUGGCUGUGGUCCUCCCCGUUGCGGGAUUAGCAUACGCUGCUCAGAUUCCACUGCACCUCAAACCUGCUUUGCAUGGAGAGACAGAACUUCCCUUGUCAGUCGAUACAUCCUCGACCAAUUGGGAUUUCAACGUGAAGCCCAAUGUCAACUCGACCAGCCAUCUCAUUUUCGACACUGUGAGCGCGCUCUUACAGCAUUGGCCGAAUACCCGUUAUCGCAACGGGCACAAUCUGAUACCCGGAAUUGUACCCGUUGGAACGCUCCUCUAUCAUGGACGUAGUGAUUCGAAUCUCCCCACCGUACCUCAAUGGACCGCCACGGAUCCCGAGCACGCACACCCGUUUUGUCGUGGCACUCUGGAGACGGGAUGCUGGCAGCUCACUCUGAUCGCUACCCGGCCUCUCAAUGUGCUGUAUUUCGAUGGCAGUAGCGCUGCAAAGAUGAAGGGAGGACCCAUGGAUACCCAGGAUAUCGUCGCAUGGCGCAAACUUGUCCCGGAGUGGAUGUUCAACGAGAGUAGAAGACUAGCUGACCUCUGCCUAUGGGGACAGAAGUUUGGUUUGGAUGGCUUCGUGAGAAUGGAGAUGGACUUCGAAAUCAUGUUAUGCGAUUUUACGGCGGGCGUAGACGUCGUUUCGUUUCUAAACUUGGUGUCAAAUGGGAGAGGUCCAGGUCGUGGAGGCCCCGGAGGCCCAGGCGGUCCACCCGGUAAAGAUCCCAAAGGUCCUCCCCCACCCGAUUCGCUAUCUACAGAUCCAUCUGCAAGCGCUGGUGCUUUCAGUGAAGUCGUGCAUUCUGGAUCAUGGCACAAUAGGUAUCCGGGGGAAACGCGCAUUCAACUCGAUCUUGCACGGAUGGUCUCAUUUUACGAUACGUCUUUGGUUCCGAGUCUAGUGCCCUACAGAUUCAACCAGGAACGUUGGUUCCACCACCUUGAAGGGAUCAGCGAUGACGAUAUUUCCGCAGUCAUGGACCGUCUUGAACAAGCCGUGCAGACUGCGCAUGGAAGCGGAUCCGGCAUUGAUUGGACCACUUUGGUCCAUGUUAUUGUAGACCGUUUUGCAGAUCGACUAGAGAUGGUGCAAUAUCUGUUGAACUCAACCGAAAGCCCUGAUUCAGAUGACCUGCGCGCAGCGAAACGGGUUCAGACCCAAUUGAAAGCCAUGGUCCAGCCCUACCAACUUCAGUCGGUUGUUCCACCCUCCGUUUCUUCGGACGACUAUUCCUGGGCCUUCCCGAUCUUCAAGUUAUGUGCGACAACACACACAUCUCAUAUCCCCAAGAACAGGCUGACGCGAUCAGAACUCCUGAUCUUAGAAUCGAUAGAUGAGACGAAUAGAGAGAUCUGUCGUGUCGUGACCCAAAUGUGGGCUCAAGGCGUUUUGGCCGGAUUAGAUGAUAUGCCUACGCCUACGAAACUCGAAGAAUCGCCGUCGCCUGAUCUUCUUCCCCAAUGGAAGACUCAAAUCAGCGACUUGAUGGCUUGGUUAGAUUGGAGUAUAUGGGUUAAGUGUAGGCCUGCUUGUGGAUUCGAGGAACACUGUUACUUACCUAUGUGGCCUUUCUUCCGUGGCGGUGGAGGCUUCCCUGGGAGAGGACCGAAUCCUCCUGGCGGACCCGGUAAACCAACUCCAGAGGAACCAAAUGAUUGGGAGAAACCCCAACCCAGAUGCAUCCGUAAAAUCGAGCCCUUUGAUAUGUGAUGAGGUGUGAUUCGUUGACGAGCACCUACUUGACCUCUUUGCAAAUCUAGUGUACCCAUAUAUCUCAUCC
Molecule: messenger RNA, 1859 nt
Organism: Desarmillaria tabescens
Lineage: Eukaryota; Fungi; Basidiomycota; Agaricomycetes; Agaricales; Physalacriaceae
Exons: 5
Coding region: 77-1789 (570 amino acids)
Source: RefSeq, a predicted model, not a curated record